Molecule: messenger RNA, 960 nt
Organism: Rhodamnia argentea
Lineage: Eukaryota; Viridiplantae; Streptophyta; Magnoliopsida; Myrtales; Myrtaceae
Exons: 1
Coding region: 1-960 (319 amino acids)
Source: RefSeq, a predicted model, not a curated record
AUGUUUAUUGGAGGAAGCAUUAAGUAUAUAGCGCGAACGCGUGCUCUCUAUCUUAAUAGCUUCGGUACACUCCGCGGUUCCUUGCUCCCACCUGCUGAUGCUGGGCCGAACUAUGCCGAGAUCAUGGAAGAAUGCAUUGCUCGGGAGGAUGCUAAUAUCCAACCUUUGAUAGCAUCGUUGCCGAUGGCCCGACAUCAUUCCCCCCGUGUGAGAUCGGAAGGUGAGAAAAUUUUGGACGAGAGAACAGUGAUAAAAGAGGCCUUCUCUUACUACGAAAUGUUCAAAGGCCUCCUUGUGGAUCUCAUCUUCAGCUUCGAUGAACGCGAAAAUAGCAUGGGAUUCUUCAGCAGCAUAACAGCAAAGGAUGCUUUUCCGGUCAUCGAGGCUGAGCUGAACUUCUUCUAUGAUCAUCUUUAUACCAAGGCUGCCAUUGUUCACUGUCCAUCAGGUUACAUUUACCGAGCUAUCUCAGUUGGCUGCAUUGUUGCUGCUUUUGCGAGUUUCCAUGUCCUGAACAAGCAUGGUUUCCACGAACAUGAUGUGCAGAUUACAUACGCCUUGCUCCUUGGAGCUAUUUGCGUGGAAGUUGCGAUCCUUGGUAUGCUCGUUUUCCUUGACUGGACAAUCGCAAAAAUGGGGACAUCUGAGCAACAUCCUGGAAAUUCGCUUCAAGGAAGCAUCUUCGUCGAGUUCCUCCUCAAAUUCAAGUCUGAAGGUUCACCACUUGCAUUGAAUAGACUUAGUGAUAGAUGGUCUAAAUCUGUCUCCCAGUACAAUUUGAUAGACUCUCGACUGAGAAGGUGGCCAAAAUGGAUUGAGAAACUGAUAAAUGCUCGGUUGAGAAAGUGGCCAAAAUUGAUUGAGGAAAUCCUUGGUCUCAUCCCUCUGGGAGAAUUUCUUGAUGACUUGAAGUCUCGACGAGUGGAAAAAUACAGCGAAAAGUUGGGUGAUCUGAUCUGA